CUCAACCUUCGCCGCAAGAACACAACAAUGGAAUCAACGCGUCGCAAUUAAGCAAAUAUAAGGUUUUCCUACCAGCGAAUAAGUUGUCUUUCUCAAGCUUAGGCAUGCCGUUUUGCGCGCGCAAGGAAAAUUAACAUUCAGCAUUGAUUAUGUCGCCACCCUCCAAACAAAACUACCGGAGGACCACCCCUCGUAGCGCAGGGAAGAGAAACUCAGACCAGGAGAGCCCCCUCAAUGCCCUUCACCAACUCGCGGGAACAAUAAUCCCUACAACUCCGGCGGCAAUUGCCGCUCGGCCUCCGCUCUCCGCAAACCGAGCCUCCGCAAGACGAACACCAGGUAGCAUAUAUACAGGCGCCAAUGCUCCCCCCGCGACUCCUCAUGCGCUGCGCGCGCUUCAAAGACGUGCAGCUACAUAUACUCCUGGGCGGGAUCGGAGGAAAAGUGGACGGGUGCAGCGAGAAACGCCCAUGGAUAUCCUAAGGAACCUGGGUAAAAUACUGGCCCCCACCACGCGAGCAGUUUCAUCAUCACCACAAGAAGAGCCGGAGAAGCCACCCACACCCAAACCGAUCGAUGAUCUUGAUGAAGAACCAGAUCUUCCAAGGCCUAGGCUCUCACUACCGCUUGCGGAAAUGAUAGUAGAGGACGAUAAGAGUCCAGAUAUCCAGCCUCCUAGACUCUCGUUGGCUAUUGAGGAAGAUAUCGAUCUCACCUGGAGAUCAAUAGAAAUGCCAAGGCGAGAGCGGAGUAUACAGGAUCGAACUACUCUGUCCAGAGUAAGCAUGGGGAGCAAUCGAUUCAGUGACCGCUUCGGUGACCUCGGCAGAAUGGAGGAUCUAGAGGAAGAGGAACUGGAGUAUACGACAGUUCAUGGAGAUGAUGGAGACGAUCAUGGACAAGAUACCGGGCCUAUCUUUGAUGCAGGAGGAGAGACCGAAGAUUUGCGACGUUUUAACCUUGACUUUUCCUUCCCGACACCAGAUGCAACGACCGCUGGGAUUUCCGGAAAUCAGCUUGAGCAAGAAUAUGAGGAUUUUGCCCUUGAUAUCAAUCCUGACGUGGAAACCGACUUUCCGUCGUCCGAUAGCGUUACUGGUGGAGGAGGCGUUGAGUUUGCAAUCCAAGACGACCUUUCCAGGCCCGCACCUCCUUCAAGCAGUCCAGAACCAGUACCUCAAGAAAAGGUGAAGGGUAGCAAGCAACAAAAGCUAUCACGACACGGUAUCCCUGUACCACGGCUACCAUCCGGUAUCGUAAAAAAGUUGGCCACUCGGUUUGCCCGGAGUGGUGGAGGAAAGUCGAGAAUUAGCAAGGAGACCUUGGCUGCUAUUGAGCAGGCGACGGAAUGGUAUUUUGAGCAAGCGAGUGAUGACCUCUCAACAUAUGCGAAACAUGCAGGCAGAAAGACUAUCGAUGAGACGGAUGUCAUGACACUCAUGAGAAGGCAACGGCAUAUUGGCAAAAACACCACAGUAUUUGCGCUUGCCCAAAGGCAUCUGCCCAAAGAGCUUGUGCAGGAUAUCCGUCUUCCAAAGCGCUGAAAAAUUUCAACUCCACCGAAAAGCGCCUUUAAAACCCAGAAGACCAAUCCGCCCGUAGCAAGAGUGGAGAGAUUGAUGCGUCUCGAGGCUACCAGCCUUUAUUAUGUCGCACCCGCCGAGUUAUCUCGUUUGGCUUCUUUCUAACGACCAUCCAGAACAUUAUCGCGGUAGCCAACGACAAACCGUACCUGGGUAGGCAAUUAAUAAUUAGACACAAGAUCAGGGCAAGCGGGGUUGGGUGGACGACAGAAACCACCUACCAUGUUGCGAUAUACUGGGAGUGAUUGUUCCUGAGAUUUACUUCAGGUGGGCGCCCGAUAGGAAUACCAUUCGCUUCUCUAUGGUAUAUUGUGAGGAGCUCAGGGUCUACCGAUUCCGGGGUCAGUUUUUUGGGCGAUGGGAUUCACCAGUGGGUAAGAAUUAAUAGGAGGGGGAGCAAUUCUUACUCAUUGUCUCUUCAAUCCAAAUUGGUUGGCUGCCAACAAGCUCCGCCAUUUGCACUACAUCUGGAAAAUAAAACUUUCCCUCUUCCGGCUUAUUGUCCGGCGUAAACAUAUUUUUCUUCCAAGGGGCGCGCAGUAAUCCUUCCACUGUAACUUCUCCCUCAGGUAAACCUGCCUUCCUAUCUUUCUGGUCCUUGCGAUCC
Messenger RNA from Blastomyces dermatitidis ER-3, 2190 nucleotides. RefSeq lists its product as uncharacterized. Gene Ontology annotation, biological process: replication fork processing; resolution of meiotic recombination intermediates. The coding region runs from base 150 to 1544 and encodes 464 amino acids. Lineage: Eukaryota; Fungi; Ascomycota; Eurotiomycetes; Onygenales; Ajellomycetaceae. Gene Ontology annotation, cellular component: Fanconi anaemia nuclear complex; FANCM-MHF complex. The transcript has 5 exons. The record is from RefSeq and is a predicted model, not a curated record. Gene Ontology annotation, molecular function: chromatin binding; protein heterodimerization activity.